CCCAUUUUGCUGCACCAGGAGCUGAGAGACCGCAAAGAGCUGAGGCUGCGCUCUGCUCAUGAUAACAAAGGAACCGAAAUGGAAGAUGUGAGCUCCAAAAGGGUCAGUGACUUCUUACAGAAAUGCGUCAAACUUGAGGACAACGAGGGGGACCCUCAGCCCAAGGAGAUCUUGGAAGUUCAAAGUCUCCCUAUACUCACUCCAUCCUACCCUCAGACAGUGCAAGAGGAAAUCUCAAUGGUUUUCAAUACUUGCGCAAUGCCAGCCAAUCUGGGCCCAUGUGCCAGGAGGCGGCGUGAGAAAGGCAACGGCCACGAUGGGACAAGCGCAUCUCUCUAUGUUGACCGCCGCAAAUCCAAAGUGUGGAACUAUUACACCAAGCUGGGGGAUGCCUAUGUUGAAUGCAAUGUCUGCAAGAAGCAACUGUCCUUCCACAACAGCACCACAACCAUGAGAGAACAUCUGGUGCGGAAACACAGCAUUCGUGACACUUUACUAUCACAACUGAAGGAUGACCAGGUUUCAGACCCAGACUACGUGGCUCAGGAGAACGCAAUAAAAAGGGCUCGCCAGCUGACACCUGAAAACAACAAUCAGUACCAUACUGUGGCCUGCUCAGAACCCAGGACUGAUGUGAUUCUGGAACUAGUGCUAGAAAUGAUUUUUCGGGACCUGCAUCCCCUCUCAGUAGUGAAGGACAAAGGUUUUGGCCUUCUAAUUGGCUACUUAGAACCCAGUUUUAUUCUCCCAUCCCCUAUGCAGCUCUCUAGCAUGCUGUGGCACCGAUAUAAUGUUGUCAAGCAACAUCUAGAACAUUACCUGCAAACAGCUCAGUCUAUUGUGAUCUGUGCUGAAUUCUGGCUCUCUCACCCCAACCAGACAUACCUGACAAUCGUGACUAAUUUUAUUGAUGGAGAGUGGCGGCGGGCUAGGUGCAUCCUAGAGACCCAGCAGGUGCAUGAGAACAAAGCAGAGAGCAAUUUGGGAGACAGACUAUAUGCGGUCCUAACAGACUUUGGGUUGUCCAACAAAUCUGUCUUUUGCAUGAUGCAUGACAGCCUACAGGAUUUGGAGGCCAAUUCAUCACACCUUAAAUGCAUUUAUGGCUGGACUAGCCUAUGCUGCGCGGCCCACCUACUACACCUUUGUGUCAAGGCAGGCCUUGAGGUGGAGCAGGUACAAGAAGCUCUGACUGCUGCUCGAAGCAUUGUCUGCUACUUCCAGCAGGAUGCUAAGGCUACUUGCUCACUGAACAGCAAAUUGGAAGCCAUCAACAAGACGAAACUGAAAUUGGUAAUGGACACUGGGGCUCGAUGGAUAACUACCAUUGAGAUGUGUGAGUGCCUGCUAGACCUCAAGUGGGCCAUCAUGUCUGUUUUGGAGGAACAUCCCAAGGGAAACUCAGUGGUCCAGAAUUUGGCUGAUCACCAGUGGAAACUCCUGCAGGACCUAGUGCCAGUUAUGAGGACACUUAAGAUAGCCACUUCUUUCUUGCGAGAAGAGCAGAACUUCUCUAUCUCCUCCUUGAUGCCUUGCAUCCAUGGUAUUGUCACUGCCAUUGGACAGCAGUCAGAAGAAGCAAGCGGCAUCAUUAAAACUGUGGUAAACAACAUAAGAGGAGAGCUAACCCAGCGUUGGGGUAUUUUGGAUGAAAAUAAAUUGCUGGAGAGCCCAGCAGUGAUUGCAUCAUUUUUAGACCCACGAUUCAAGGAAAUGAGAUUCCUAAGCCCAAGUCUACGGAGCGAAUUGCACAAAAAAAUUAAAACCAUGUUGUCCCAGUUCUUCAAUCAUCAGUCCCCAUUGUCAGCCCAGUUCUGGGUACCAAACUCUGAUUACAAAGCAGAGGUUAGUGAAGCAGGCAGCCAGCUUUCUGCUCAUAAGGAAAGAGGCCCAAGUGGGCAAUCCCAAAGUAUGUAUGACAUCCUUUUGGGAAAAGACCCUACUGAAAGCAUGCCUGAGAUCCAUCAACAGCUAGAGAACUACAUCGUGGAACCUCUUUGCAAGCGUAGCACUAACCCCUUGGAUUGGUGGAAGAGCAAUGAACACCGCUUCCCCUCUGUUGCCCGAUUAGCCCGGCAAUAUCUGGCUAUACCGGCAACAGUUGUACCACCAGAUCAGGCCUUUGCUGCCAAUGAAAGUGCUCUAGAGCACCGAAGAGGUGUACUUGCCCCUGAAAAUCUGGACCAAAUUCUUUUCUUGCACCAAAAUUUUGAUUUUUUAGAAUCUAUGCGAAAUGGGAAUGAGAAUCUGAGCAAGUCUGUACACAGCCAGUACUGAAAAAUCAGGCAUGAAAAGAGCAGAAAAAUCAGUGUAUCACGAUACAGCCAAUAUACUGGGAAAGGAGGUAGGAAGAUCAUCAAUCUUAAAAGGAUAACAUGACUUUCAGGUCACUUUAGUCAAAUUGGCAGGCAGUGUUUGAACUUGCCCUUUAAUUUAAAAGUCAGUUGGCCUACUGCCUAAGCUUGCCCGUGUUUUUUCCUACAGUGCAGAUUGUCCCAUAAAUAAGAUUAUUAUUUUUUUUUUUAAAGAUGAGACAUACGUCAAACAGAUUGUAGAGCAAGGACAUUCCUGUUGCUUUUCUAAAAAGAUUCAGGUGUAUUCUUGGAAGGCAUAUGGUUGUCUGGAUACAUGCCUCCAUCUAUUUCAGAAAGAGGACUAAUAAGGACAAGAAGCUGAAAUGGUUUCAGAUGUCUUCCUUAAAUGACUAUGUUAUAAUGCAGGAUACUUCUAAGGAGGGAACAGAAAUAUUUUUGCAUUGUAUUUGUUUGUUUGGAAUCCUGCAGCAGAAAGCAGGCUUUGUUCUGAUGAGCCUUGCAAGUGGCAAGGUAAUAGCCAGAAUGCUAUUAGGCCAGUGUUGUCCAAACUUGGCCACUUUAAGAUG
Messenger RNA from Python bivittatus (Burmese python), 2881 nucleotides. RefSeq names its product E3 SUMO-protein ligase ZBED1-like. The record is from RefSeq and is a predicted model, not a curated record. Gene Ontology annotation, molecular function: DNA binding; protein dimerization activity. Lineage: Eukaryota; Metazoa; Chordata; Lepidosauria; Squamata; Pythonidae. Gene Ontology annotation, biological process: regulation of transcription by RNA polymerase II. Gene Ontology annotation, cellular component: nucleus.